Salvelinus sp. IW2-2015 is the source of this 1994-nucleotide messenger RNA. The record is from RefSeq and is a predicted model, not a curated record. Lineage: Eukaryota; Metazoa; Chordata; Actinopteri; Salmoniformes; Salmonidae.
AUGGUCGUGUCCUCAUCACUGUCCCAGCUCCAGGAAGUUGGCCAUGGGGUCGUCCUCAUCACUGUCCCAGCUCCAGGAAGUUGGCCAUGGGGGUCUCCUCAUCACUGUCCCAGCUUCCAGGAAGUUGGCCAUGGGGUCGUCCUCAUCACUUUCCAGCUCAAGGAGUUGGCCAUGGGGUCGUCCUAUCACUGUCCCAGCUCCAGGAAGUUGGCCAUGGGGUCGUCCUCAUCACUGUCCCAGCUCCAGGAAGUUGGCCAUGGGGUCGUCCUCAUCACUGUCCCAGCUCCGGAAGUUGCAUGGGGUCUCCUCAUCACUGUCCCAGCUCCAGGAAGUUUGGCCAUGGGGUCGUCCUCAUCACUGUCCAGCUCCAGGAAGUGGCCAUGGGGUCGUCCUCAUCACUGUCCCAGCUCAGGAAUGGCCAUGGGGUCGUCUUCCCUGGAGCGUUUCAUCCUGAAGGCCUCCAUCUCCUCCUCCACGUCAUUUGAAUCUACCAUCAUGCUCCAACUGUCUCUCAUGGUGUGCUUGCUAUCCACCACCAUCACUACCUCCCAGUCCCAGAUCCAGACUACACACCCCUUGUACAAGAAGGGCCACAACAUCACCAUCCAUUCCUCCCAGCUGGUGUGUAGUCUACCCGGACAUCAGGCCCGGUGGAACCCAGGGGCCCCUGGAUCUCAAGGGACUAUGGGUCCCAUGGUUACCCCAGGGAAGGAUGGCCUGGAUGGGGAGGAUGGAGAGAAGGGGAGAGUGGUGACAGAGGGAUGGAGAGAAGGGGAGAGUGGUGACAGAGGUAAGCAGGGAUGGAGAGAAGGGGAGAGUGGUGACAGAGGUGAACAGGGGAGGUCUGGGAACCCAGGUAAACCCGGGGUUAAAGGUCGUGAGGGCGUGGUGGGCAAGCAUGGACCCCGAGGGCUGAAGGGCGCGCGUGGGGCCCCAGGUCUGGCCGGGCUGGGGGGCACCAAGGGGGAGAUGGGGGAUGCAGGUGAGACAGGGGCUCCUGGGGGCUGUAACUGUGGCACCAACUCAGCCCGCUCCGCCUUCUCUGUUGCCAUGACCAAGAGUUACCCCAAAGAGCGUCUMCCAAUCCGGUUCAAACGUAUUCUACUCAACGAAGGGAACCACUACAAUGCCACGACUGGGAAGUUUGUCUGCUCUGUCCCUGGAGUCUACUACUUCACUUAUGACAUCACAUUGGCCAAUAAGCACUUGGCGAUCGGGCUGGUGCACAACGGGCAGUACAAGAUCAAGACGUUUGACGCCAACACUGGGAACAAUGAUGUGGCGUCCGGUUCCACGGUUCUCCGGUUAGAGCGUCAAGACCAGGUUUGGCUGCAGAUCUUCUACUCUGAACAGAAUGGUCUGUUCUAUGACCCGUUCUGGACAGAUAGUCUGUUUACCGGGUUCCUGAUCUAUGCAGACCAGGAGUAUCUGAACGAAGUGGACAGGAAAGCCAAUGAGGAUUCAUCACCUUCAUCCUGAUGGGAUGAACUACAAUGGCACCAGUUUUGCUUCCUUGCCCAUUUGGGUAGAAAAAUCUGUCUGUCAUCAUUGAAAKCAUAGCUCAGUCUAUUUAUACUCAGUUUGGGUCAAUGAUACAAUUCACUUUUUUUUUAGAGAACAUUUUAAUAGGCCUACUACUAUUAUCUUUGCAUAUUAUUGAAAAAGCUAUUCCCUAUAUUGACACCAGGUGGCACUGAAGUCGUCUGUUGCCCAGUAAAUACUCAUUGCUUAUUGUUUAUGAACAGAAUUGCAUUGCAUGUUAUGACUUAUUGGAUUGUUAAUGGUGGAGGGAAAUGAGGGAAAGGAUUUUAUUUUCACAUUCAAUCAUUUUUGGUGCUGUUUAUAUUCAGCAAUAAGGAGAUGUUUCUACCUGCAACUAACCCCUCUCUGUCUAAAUUACAUGAGAAUGCACUGUUAGUGUUACAUGUUAUUAAAAAUAGUUUAUUUUGUGUUAUAAAUCAUAUUAUAGUAAAUUUUACAAUGUGUUAAAGGAA